CUAGCCAAAGAAAAAGGGCUUUGAAUCCUUUUUGUGUAUAAAUUAAUCAUCAUAUAUGAUGAUGAGCGUGGUAGCUAGUGAUCAUUAUAAAAGAGAAAAAGAUCAUCGACUAUAUACUUCAACAAAGAUCAAGAGAUCAUCGUCAAUUAUUAAGGGAAAAAGAUCAAAUGGCGCCAGUCGGACUGCCUCCUGGUUUUAGGUUUCACCCGACUGACGAAGAGCUUGUAAAUUAUUAUCUCAAGAGGAAAAUCAAUUGCCAGGAAAUUGAACUCGACAUUAUUCCUGAAGUUGAUCUCUACAAAUGUGAACCAUGGGAAUUAGCAGAAAAGUCAUUUUUGCCGAGUAGAGACCCAGAAUGGUAUUUUUUUGGACCCAGAGAUAGAAAAUACCCAAAUGGAUUCAGAACAAACAGGGCAACUCGAGCUGGAUAUUGGAAAUCCACUGGAAAAGACAGGAGGGUAACAUGCCAGAACCGACGACCCAUUGGAAUGAAGAAGACAUUGGUUUACUACAGAGGGAGAGCUCCUCAGGGGAUUAGAACUGAUUGGGUCAUGCAUGAAUAUCGCCUCUACGACAAGGAGUUGGAAGACACCUCGGGAAUUCAGGAUACGUAUGCACUCUGUCGCGUGUUCAAGAAAAAUGGAAUCUGCUCUGAAAUUGAAGAGCAAGCUGCCAGUAAUUUAUCAUUACUUGAGAGCUCACAAGCUGGUCAUCAUGUAAUGAAUGACUAUCAAGCAGAAACCAUGUCCCCAGAUGUUACCAUGGCAUCUUCAUCAUGCAGCAUGGAUGAUCAUCAUCAUCAUCAGGAAGAAAAAGAUGAUAAUUCGUGGAUGCAGUUCAUCACGGACGAUGCAUGGUACUGUUCUUCUAACGUAGCUACGGGUACCGGUACUGGUGGUGAAGAAGUUCGUCCCAUGGCUUUCACAAACUAAUUAUAAAGAGUUAAAUAAGUCAUAGGCGAAGAUCAAAACAGUUCAAAAUAUAUAUAUAUAUAUAUAUAUAUAUAUAUUUAUUUAUAAAAUAAAAACACUUUUUGAGAACAGUUUCUGAUGGUCAUAAGAUAAUUUCUCAAUUCUCACUUGUUGAUUAAUUUUUAUCCAAUUGGAUAUGGUGGCUUGGUUUGAUUUUGCUGAUCUAGUAGAGUUCUCAAAUCAUCAGACAGAGUACUCUACAAUAUUGGGAUUUUUAUUUUUUAUCUUUAAAUAUUUACCUUUUCUAGGUGGUGCUUAAUUUGGAUGUUAAUUAACUACAACAUAACACAGGUGGUUUGUGGAAUAAAAAAGAUUUUUCUUUUC
Carya illinoinensis is the source of this 1295-nucleotide messenger RNA. RefSeq names its product NAC domain-containing protein 86-like. The transcript is spliced from 3 exons. NCBI's taxonomy places the organism in Eukaryota, Viridiplantae, Streptophyta, Magnoliopsida, Fagales, Juglandaceae. Gene Ontology annotation, biological process: regulation of DNA-templated transcription. Gene Ontology annotation, molecular function: DNA binding. The coding region runs from base 168 to 932 and encodes 254 amino acids. The record is from RefSeq and is a predicted model, not a curated record.